Molecule: messenger RNA, 1974 nt
Organism: Sesamum indicum (sesame)
Lineage: Eukaryota; Viridiplantae; Streptophyta; Magnoliopsida; Lamiales; Pedaliaceae
Gene: CPD
Product: Cytochrome P450 superfamily protein
Biological process (GO): sterol metabolic process; brassinosteroid homeostasis; multicellular organism development
Molecular function (GO): monooxygenase activity; iron ion binding; oxidoreductase activity, acting on paired donors, with incorporation or reduction of molecular oxygen
Source: RefSeq, a predicted model, not a curated record
GCACCCCCCACCCCCACCCCCCCCUCUUCUUCUUCACACUCUCUUUAUUACUCAGUUUCUUGAGUUUUCAACAAUCAUGGAGUCAUCACUAGCCAUGUUUCUCUACCCUCUCCUCCUCUCCCUUUCACUCUCUCUAUUCGUCUUCCUCCUUCUCCGCGCCACAGCAGGACGGAGGCGCCGCCUGCCGCCGGGGAAUCUCGGGCUGCCCUUCCUCGGGGAGACCCUCCAGUUGAUCUCCGCCUACAAGACGGAGAACCCGGAGCCCUUCAUCGACGACAGGGUGUCCAAGUACGGGGCGGUCUUCACCACCCAUGUGUUCGGCGAGCCCACGGUGUUCUCCGCCGACCCGGACACCAACCGGUUCAUCCUGCAGAACGAGGGCCGUCUCUUCGAAUCGAGUUACCCUGGUUCGAUCUCCAACCUCCUCGGCCGCCACUCGCUUCUGCUCAUGAGGGGAAGCCUGCAUAAGAGGAUGCAUUCCCUCACCAUGAGUUUCGCCAACUCCGCCAUCAUCAGGGACCAUCUGUUGCUCGACAUAGACCGCCUUGUCCGGCUCAACAUGGAUGCGUGGACCGGCCGGGUUCUCCUCAUGGAGGAGGCCAAGAAGAUAACUUUUCAGUUAACAGUGAAGCAGCUGAUGAGCUUUGAUCCGUGUGAAUGGACUGAGAAUCUGAUGAAAGAGUACAUGCUAGUCAUUGAAGGCUUUUUCACCAUCCCUUUGCCUAUUUUCUCCACCACAUACCGAAGGGCCAUCCAAGCUCGAGGAAAGGUGGCGGAGGCAUUGAGCUUGGUGGUUCGGGAGAGGAGGAGAGAGAGUGAGAGAGGAGAGAGAAAGAACGACAUGCUGGCGGCGUUGCUGGACGAGGAAGGCGGCGGCGGAGGCUUCUCCGACGAGGAGAUAGUGGACUUUAUGCUGGCGUUGCUGGUGGCUGGGUACGAGACCACCUCCACAAUUAUGACCCUCGCUGUUAAACACCUCACCGAGACCCCCCUUGCCUUGGCUCAACUCAAGGAAGAGCAUGAUGAGAUCAGGGCAAGAAAGGUUGAAGAGGAAGCAGCCCUUGAAUGGGAAGAUUAUAAAUCCAUGCCUUUCACUCAGUGUGUUGUGAACGAAACUCUACGAGUGGCCAACAUAAUUAGCGGUGUAUUUAGACGAGCGAUGACGGAUGUCACCAUCAAAGAUGGUUAUACCAUCCCGAAGGGAUGGAAGGUGUUUGCUUCUCUUCGAGCUGUACACAUGGAUCAUCAUCACUUCAAAGAUGCUCGAACAUUCAAUCCGUGGAGGUGGCAGAAUAGUUCAGGAACGAGUAACAACUCGAUGAACGUGUUCACCCCAUUUGGUGGAGGGCCUAGACGUUGUCCGGGGGCCGAGCUUGCUAGGGUAGAGCUUUCUGUUUUCCUUCAUCGCUUAGUCACCCAAUUCAGUUGGAUGCCAGCAGAACAAGAUAAGGUGAUUUUCUUCCCGACGACACGGACUCAGAAAAGGUACCCGAUUAUCGUCCGGAGGCUGGAGCCAGUGGAGGCCAUGUAAAGAUCGAGGCGUUUAUGCAGAUGGGAGGUCAACUUAGGAAGCAACUUUCUAGCCGAUACUUCGACAAUUGUAGUAAUUAAAUCCAAUAAAACUUUGCUACUACAGUUUUAUCAUUAAUACAAAUGUAAAUUUUUGGUUGCUAUGAAUUAGAGUUUUCCUGCUAGAGAUCUGAUCAUCAUGUACAUUUUAUUUAGUCCUAAGGAGAGAUCCUCAUUCAGCCUUCAGUUUUGCGUGACUAAUUUUUAUUUAUGUGGGAAAUAUGCAUCAAACAUACAUUGGAACAACCAGUUGCAUUUCCCCCCCACUAUGAAUUGAAAGGGCUUGCAGAAUUGCCCUUUCAUAAAGGUUGUCUACUUAGCCCAAAAUCGAAUUGGCCCAAUAAAAAAUAGGGUUGAUUCGAUAAUGUCUAGUUAGAAUUGACGGAUCUUGAGACCGGUCUAGUC